Homarus americanus (American lobster) is the source of this 3108-nucleotide messenger RNA. Its product is annotated as 2-oxoglutarate-Fe(II) type oxidoreductase ppzD-like. The record is from RefSeq and is a predicted model, not a curated record. Gene Ontology annotation, molecular function: dioxygenase activity. Lineage: Eukaryota; Metazoa; Arthropoda; Malacostraca; Decapoda; Nephropidae. The coding region runs from base 386 to 1333 and encodes 315 amino acids. The transcript is spliced from 8 exons.
GAGACUGGUACUUGAAGACGUUUCAGCCUUUGGUUAUGAUGAAGCCUUGUGUAUGUCAGACUGUGACUGUGGCCUUCCUCACUAUCUCACCAGCUGUUGGCUCACACACAGUACUAUACUUCCCUUAUAUCUAUCUCACGCCAUUGCCCACCAUCUUGCCCCCAAGUAAAAUGUUCUUGCCUCUUUGUAUUACCUCUUCAUCAUCAAGACUCCUGCUGUGCCUCCUCGUGGCAACAUACGGUAACUGGGUGCUUCGUGGGCCCAGACUAGACCAGCAGGGGAUCUCGGAGUAGCAGUGGGCCUCAGAGGGAAGGCGUAUAGGCGCCUUAUGACUGGGGAGUGGAAAUCCAGGGGAGUGCAGAUUACAUGUGACACCGGAAACUGAAUGAAAAGCAGAAUGUCCUCAAAAUUGUCAUCAACCAAGAAGGUGCCAGUGAUCGACUUGGGUCAUCUAGGUUUGGGGCAGGAACCUGGCCAAGAGGAGUGGCAGAGGGUGACGCGGGAGUUGUAUAACGCCUUAACCGAAUUUGGCUGCUCUUACCUUGCUAACCAUGGUGUCCCUGACGACCAGUGGCGUCUCCUCUAUGACUCAACGAUCGCCUUCUUUAACCUGGAACAAGGGAAGAAGGACCGAUAUGCGUUUGAUGCUGACAAACUUAGUGGGUACAUAGGAAUGGGUUCGGAGAGUUAUAGCGGUUCGACCCGUGAGUUGUGUGAAGGCCUCCUCGCAAGAAGGACAGAACAGCUGCCUGAUGAACCGGAGAUUCCAUCCCUUAAACCUGCCGCGGAGUCCUUCCUCAAGUCCUGCAAGGAGCUGUCUGAAAGGAUCAUGGCAGCUUUAUCCCUCAGUCUGGGUAAGGACCCAGAACAUCUUCUCUCAAUACACAAGGAGAGGGGUACCGACAAGAACAUCACAACUUUACGGUUCAACCACUACCCUCCCGUCCCCUCCACUAUUCCUGAAGGCACUUUUCGAUUUGGUGCCCAUAGGGAUUUCGGUACCAUAACAUUCAUCUUUCAGGACGACUGUGGUGGCCUACAGGUUCAAGACAGUGAGGGGUCCUGGUUUGAUGUCACCCCCGUCCCCGGCACCAUCUUUCUCUUAGCCGGAGAAUUCCUCCAGUUCCACUCCGGAGAAAAGUUCCUGGCUCCGACUCACAAAGUUUUGAUCCCCGCUGGAGAGGAGGCACGGGGGACGGCCCGAGUAUCCAUAUUGUACUUUGUUGCUCCUGAUAACCACAUCCCGAUGAGGCCUCCGGGCAACCCCUCCACCGAUACACCUAUGACUGUCCAAGAGUAUAUCACCUCAUCAAUCAAGAAUGCCCAAAAGUGAAAAUGGCUAACUGUCUUAAGACCUACAUACAUAAUAUUGCAUGUUUCUGCUACAGUUUAGCCCUUUAGAGGUUUACUUCAGUCCAAGAUUUUACAUGUAUAUGUAUUAUGAAAAGAUAAAUGAAUUAGUAGUGUUGCUGACAGGUGGAUGUAUUAUUCGGUUAAGAUUCAGUAGAGUACAUGAACGGCAACCUACACUAAAUUGUACUGUAUAUAGGAUGAUAGAGCAUAAAAUAUACGAAUACUAUUUAUUGCGUUUUGUAGAAAUUUAAAGAUUGGAGUCAUUUUGAUUAUACAGUAAAGUCACAAAAAAUCUUAUAUCUUUGGUGGGUUUUCAGUUCGCUGAAGUAAAUUUCGCGGGAUUUAGUGUUUACUGCUUCACAUGACCAGCCUCGACCAACCAGGGGACGACACUCUGUCAUGUGAGUGAUCUGCGCAUACCCCCAAGUAUUUCAAAGGGAAAUCUUCAGUCGCAUUAUGUCUUUCUUGUGUCACGGCUGUUUUACGUCGGAAUGGGAAACAUUCCAACGUGGUCUGUACAAAAACGCUGUUGCUAUUGACAUUUUCAAAGACAAUCGUGUAUUGUUUACUUCCUUAAGGUGCCCAAAGUGUGGUCCAGGCUGUCAUUAUCGUAAAUAUAAACACGUUUGGUUUUGAUGAAGAUGCAAAAUCGUCAAAACAAAGGUAAGGUAAAGUCAAGUUUCCUUAGGUUUGGCUGAGUCAACUUUCUGAGUGUUUUUACACCACAAUUCCCUCGAAUUUAAAGCCCUGCCCAUUUUGUGCAACGCAAAUCUCCAUAACUAUUAAUUUCCGCCCAAAAAUAAGGUUAUACCUUUUUAAAUCACCAUCAAUCAUAUUGUAAAAACUUAUUUUUGUUAGCGAUUCCCGUCCAUGUACUCUGGUGAAUAUUUGGAUUCUCUUCCCGUUCUAUCGAUAGCUAGUUUGAGUCCCGCAGCAAGUUACUAUGUAAGGAAGCAUCCCGUGACGGUUUAGCUGCAGAAAAACCUAUACAGUAUCUUUACAGCUGGGAAAUAAAGGCGAUAAAGACCAGCGCCUGUCACGCUGUCCCCAAGUGUUCCGAGGGUUUAGUCUUCAGUAUACUGUAUCCUUGUUACCCUUAAGUUUGAUGUUAUGUGAACCUUAGUUUAAGAACAAGUUGAUUGAUUGGUUGCAUGUGACAAAUUGCAUAAAGCCUUCGACACAGUCGAUCAUUAUACUAUGUGAAAAACUGCAGGCUCUUGGCUUUGGGUCUGUCGGCUGGUUUAUAUCAUAUCUUAAGCAACUUGAAACAAAUUGUUGUUGCUGAUAACAAUGAGUCAACAUUCAUGUCAAUAGCCUGUGGAGUCCCACAAGUGAGUAUUUUAGGUCUAUUGCUCUACCGGUGUUAUGUAAACAUGUCCAUUAGUGUUAAUUGCAAACUUUUGCUGUAUGCCCAUGACAGUGCUCUUUAAAUGUGAGGUAAAGAUCCAAAUGAUAUAGUUAACUCGUUAACUAUAUCAUUUGGAUCAUAGACAGCAAAUUACCCCGACAUUUUGCAAAGACCGAAGCAAUAUUAUCUGAAUAAAAAGAAAAACUGAAAAGGGUAAACGAAUGAACCAUCUCAACUGUAACCUCAGUAAAAUACCUUGGACUAACUCUUGACUCUUGUGAAUUAAUCGUGAUAAUAUAAUUGAUAAAAGUAAUACUAAAAUCAAAAUUUCCUAUAGAAAGGCUAAAUACCUUUCAGGUGAUGCCCGUAGGACCCUUUGCUUAGCGAAUAUAUCUAGAAGAAACUAA